Messenger RNA from Colletotrichum lupini, 363 nucleotides. RefSeq lists its product as uncharacterized. The transcript has a single exon. The annotation marks the transcript as partial. NCBI's taxonomy places the organism in Eukaryota, Fungi, Ascomycota, Sordariomycetes, Glomerellales, Glomerellaceae. The record is from RefSeq and is a predicted model, not a curated record.
CUGGCUGAGAUUCCCGGUUUUCACCACUUAAAAUCUCGACUUUUAUCCUUCCCGCUGCAGGGCUCGUCGCGGUUUUACAGGGUCUACGGCCAAUUGCUGCGGGCGGUGCCACAUCAAACCCCAUCAAACUGGCCUUCAGACGGCCAACUCUUGAAUAUUAAGACCUCCAUUUUAUCAUCCUUCACGGCGUCUUCCCCGACCACCGCCAAUUCUUCGACGAAAGUUCUUGGCCCUUUCCAACGUUUGAAGCUUUUUUUUUUUUUACCCGGCGACACGGCGAGCGGCACGAGUAACGGCAGCCACCCGGCACCAAACCUACCGAGUGACAUCAACGUGCUUGGCUUGGCUUCCUCGGCCGAGUGA